CCACGGGGCCCGGUCACCAGAGCCUACAAGCCCCCAGCUGUCGCCAAACCCAGAUAGACGGUGCUGUCGACAUGCAGUUCCUACUUCUGACCGUAGGCCUGGCACUGCUCUGCGGGCUCCAGGCUCAGGAGGAGAGCCAUGAGGAGCCCCAGGAGAACCUGGAGGAACUGUCUGGGAUCUGGUACACCGCCGCCCUGGCCUCCAACAACUCGGCCCUGAUCGAGCCCGGAGGGCACUUCAGGGUUUUUGUCAACAGCCUGAGCGCGAAGGAUGGCAACCUGAACGGGGAGAUGCUCAUACCGCAGGAAGACGGGUGCGAGAAAGUGUCCCUCACCGUGUACAAGACCGAGACUGACAACAAAUUCGAACUGGAGUUUUGGGGACAGGGCGAUUUCUACCUGAAGGAGGCCCAGCCCAAGCAGUACCUGAUUCUCUACAUUGUCAACCACUACAACGGCGAGACCAGCCUGGUGGCCAACCUGUUGGUCCGGGACCCCAGCACACAGCAGGACUUCCUGCAGACUUUCGAGUCCGCCUGUGAAGACCUUGGCCUGCGCCAGGAUCAGAUUGUGGUUCUGAACUCUGGCGAUCGCUGCGACAGUUUCAGAGACUAGGGCCGUCGGCCGCGGGCAGGGAUUCCACCAAGAACACCCACCUGUGCUUCCCUGUGCCGCCGUGUCCGGCCCCGUCCCUGCUCCCUGCCCGGCCAGGCACACACUCCACCCAGCCCCAUGCUGUGGUCCCCCCUUGCACAAUAAAGGACGUUCCUUUCAAAAGAUGACGGCCCUGUCAGUCAA
Ailuropoda melanoleuca (giant panda) is the source of this 797-nucleotide messenger RNA. RefSeq names its product minor allergen Can f 2. The coding region runs from base 72 to 614 and encodes 180 amino acids. The transcript is spliced from 7 exons. Lineage: Eukaryota; Metazoa; Chordata; Mammalia; Carnivora; Ursidae. The record is from RefSeq and is a predicted model, not a curated record. Gene Ontology annotation, molecular function: small molecule binding; odorant binding.